Drosophila takahashii is the source of this 1569-nucleotide messenger RNA. Its product is annotated as proline-rich protein PRCC. Lineage: Eukaryota; Metazoa; Arthropoda; Insecta; Diptera; Drosophilidae. The record is from RefSeq and is a predicted model, not a curated record. Gene Ontology annotation, cellular component: nucleus.
GUGACAACUCUACCCUUAUAAACAGCUGUAGCUUGUGUAUUGCAUUGUUUAAUUUCAACAAUUUGAUAAAGAUGUCGCUUGUUGCUUAUGCCGCCAGUUCUGACGAAGAUUCGGAGAACGAGGAGGAAUCUCCAGGGCCACAAGUGGAACUGGUGAAACCACCAGCUAAGCAGAUCACAUCAAGUCCCUCUAAAGAGGCACCUAUACAACCUGAAUCAUCAAGUGGACACAUUAGCGAUGAAGACGACGAUUACGUUCCCCAAGAAGUGUCCUUGCAGGAACUGAAGCCUCCCACGGGAAGACUCCUACUGGCCUUGCCAAAGCCCAAGGUCAUUGCUUCCAUCGGGAACCCAGAAGAUGAGGAUGUGGACGAGCUGGUGACCCCCGCCUUUGCCAACCUGCCCAUGCCACGAGCUGCAGCAGGAGGAAAACCCAUUAUAGAGGAGAAAGACGACGAGUUCCUGCACAAGAAAGCGCUGCCAAUUGAAAUUGAGAAGCCUCCACCGCCGCCGGUGAAAGGUCGCGUCAAGAUCAGCAUUCCCUCGCUGCGGGAAUUCUCCGAUGUGGACAAGGAGAAGGCCGACAAGGCCAAGAACAAGGUGGACAAACCCAAUGCGCCCAAGGGAUCGGGUCUGCUCAGUAUGCUGCCCCAGGCCAAGUCGGAGCGGAAUUUCUCCAAGGGCUCCAGCUCCUCAUCAGUGGCAGUAACUCCCUCAGCGAGCAACACAUCUGCUACCAAUCCAACAAGUAAUCCUGUCCAAAACCGAUCCGCUCCAGCUUUUGUGCCCGAUACAGUGAAGCUACGAAGGGCAGCGCACAAUACAGAAGGAGUAGAUGGCACCAAGGCCGCUCAAAAGAAGAAUCCUGAAGGAAAGGAUGCUACAAAGUCCACAAAAGCCAAGCCUCCUACUAAAACCACCUCCCUGGUGACCGCCAGCGAUAGCGAGGAGGAUGAGGAGGAAGGCUCUGGCGACUUCUUCUCCCUAAAUUCCGAGCACAAACUGCCCGAGGUGAGCAGCAACGAGAUUAGCGCUCUGGUGGCCAAGCGAGCUGCCAAGAUGGUGGAGGCCAGCAGCAAAUACCUCGAGGAGAUGGCCGAACAAGAAGCAGCCGAGGUAGACGCCGCCCGCCUGGAGGAGGAGCAGACGCAGCUGGCGCAGAAGCGCUACCACGAGCAGCAGCUCGAUUCCGCGGCCAUGGACGCACUGGUGGGCAAGAAUGCCAAGCGGCGGCGGAAGGAGGCCAAGGAGAUGAGCCAGGUGAUCGACAUUGUGGGCACACAGGUGAUGCCCGAUCGCGAGGAAUGGAUGCGAACAGCGCUGGCCUCGUCCACAACCUACCAGCCCACUGGAGUGCUUACAGAUGAGGAGCCUGUGGCAGGGACGCGCCGGAAGCACCAGAUCACCUACCUGGCCCACAAGGCCAAGGCCAACGAGGCGGAGCUGCAGGCCAUGUGGUCGGCCAACCGGCAGACCCGUCGCGCCACCCAAAGCAAAUACGGCUUCUGAGCUAACUCCACUUUAUGUACACCUAAUCCUACUGCUUAAAUACAUGCUUAAUCCUACUGAA